Messenger RNA from Papilio polytes (common Mormon), 1660 nucleotides. Its product is annotated as muscle segmentation homeobox-like. Gene Ontology annotation, biological process: embryonic morphogenesis; regulation of transcription by RNA polymerase II. The record is from RefSeq and is a predicted model, not a curated record. Lineage: Eukaryota; Metazoa; Arthropoda; Insecta; Lepidoptera; Papilionidae. The transcript has 3 exons. Gene Ontology annotation, cellular component: nucleus. Bases 97 to 1140 code for a protein of 347 amino acids. Gene Ontology annotation, molecular function: RNA polymerase II transcription regulatory region sequence-specific DNA binding; DNA-binding transcription factor activity, RNA polymerase II-specific.
UAGUGGCCAGUCGACCUCCAACCGCGCCCGCAUGCGUACGAUCGACCGCGAUCGCAGUGUGAAACGGUAGUGCUAAAUGGAACUUAACGGCGUUCAAUGUUAAAGAAACAAAGUUACGAAGAUAAAGACGUGAAUAUGGCGAUACAGAGCGUUUCGAGAUACCCCAGCAGCCCCGCGGAGGCGACGGAGCCUCCGAAGGCGUCGAGAAUAAGCUUCAGCGUCGCAUCUAUACUGGCGGACACCAAGAGUAACCAGGCAGAUGAGACUGCCGAGAUCAUACGGCAUCAUAGAACUAUACCGGAGUCACCUUUGAGACAGUCCCCGUCAGCGCAGCCCGAGCUACCUGGGGCGAAGUCUCCCUCUCCCAGGCCUUCGUCUCACAUGUCUCCUUUGAAUCUGAUGUCGACUGCGCCGGCGACAUCAUCGGACGAUGAAUAUGAAGAUUCUGUCAAUCAAGAGGAUUCGAUAGUGGACGUUGAAGAUCUGCAGAAUGGUAUGCCGAGUGAUGACGAAGAGAGAUUGAUAGCGGGGUCAGAUAAAGAGAGAUUGGGCCCUAUAAGACCUACCCCCUUUAGCGCGUUAGCGGCGGCCGCGGCGGCGUAUCACGGUCUGGGCUGGCCGGGACCUCAAUCUGUCGUACCAACAUUUGGACCUCUAUUCCAAUCGCAUUUCUCUGUUGGACAUAUAACAGAUGCUAACGGAGAGCCGCCUAAGUUGAAAUGCAACUUGAGGAAGCAUAAACCAAACCGCAAGCCGCGCACGCCCUUCACCGCACAACAGCUACGCGCGCUCGAGAGCAAGUUCGUCGACAAGCAGUACUUGAGCAUUGCCGAGCGUGCUGAAUUCUCGUCAUCACUAGGACUUUCUGAAACACAGGUCAAAAUAUGGUUCCAAAACAGACGCGCGAAAGCGAAACGAGUCCAAGAGGCGGAGAUUGAAAAACUCAAGAUGGCGCAGUUUUCCCGCCAUCCCCACCAUUUGUACCCGCAUCCCGCGCUUCAACAGUAUUUCCACCCUCACCCCUUGAUGGGGGGUGGCCGCCCCAUGCCGCACAUGGGCUUACCGCCUCACCUCUCUAUGGUCCAAUCCCCAGUAUCGGGGACCUCCUCGCCUAGCACUCAAACUAGCGGACAGCAAUGAACUUUUUAAUUGUCUAUGAAUCGAAUCUGUCAUGUUGUGAAAUUGUAUACGGUAUUUUAAGUUUUGAAUUUCGAAUACGAUUGUUUAUUCUUUUGUCUUGACAAAAUUCUUGAUGGCCAGUAAUAUCGAAUCAUACUUUUUUUAAACUAUAAUAUUACCGUAUUAUAAAAAGUAAAUGUUUUCAAAAUAAUUUGUCAAAUUGGAUUGUGAAGUCUGCAUUAUUUUCGAAUGAAUUGUAUUUUAUAGUUAUAAUAUUAUGAAUUUUAGAUAUUGUAAAUUAUUUUGUAAAUAUUAGAUUAAUUAUAAGAAUUUAAUAUUACCGAUAUCGUUUCUAUUAAGUUAAAUACUGUAUAAAAUAUUGUUAGAAGUCAUACAACCAAAUUCUUAAUUCCUACAUUAUGUAUUAUCCCAGUACAAAAACUAUGCGAAGUGUUGACUUACAAUAAUUUAUGUAAAUAUGAGUGACCAUAGCAUGUUAUUUGUACUUAUGUAGUAAAAAUAUAUCAAUUUCGCAAACGAA